AUGUCAUUAACAGAAACAACUGCUACGUUUAUUUACAAUUAUUGGUACAUCAUAUUCAUUAUAUUCUACACAACCAGCAAAAUCAUCAAGUAUCAUCACACGACAUAUCUUAUGAUAAAGUUCAAAGCUUCUCCGCCUUUGAAUUACAUAAAUAAAGGUUUUUUUGGAAUUCAGGCGACGUUCACGGAAUUGAAACAUCUUAUAUGUCACACAUCGAUUGAUUACGCCAUCGAUCAAUUCAAUAACGUCCCAUUCCCACAUGUUCAUACUUUUGUAACCAAAGUUCUUGGUAAUGAGUUAAUCAUGACAAAAGAUCCUGAAAAUAUUAAAGUUUUAUUGAGUUCCAGUUUUGAUAAGUUUGAUUAUGGAACACGUUCAAGUGCCGUGCAACCAUCUUUAGGAAUGGGGAUAUUCACUCUUGAAGGAGAAAAUUGGAAAGCAACAAGAAGUGUUUUAAGGAACAUGUUUGAUAGAAAAUCAAUUGACAAGGUACAUGAUUUUGAACCACAUUUCAAAACCCUUCAGAAAAGAAUAGAUGGGAAGGUUGGAUAUUUUGACAUCCAACAGGAGUUUUUAAAAUUAGGAUUGGAAUUGAGUAUUGAGUUUAUUUUUGGUCAAGUUGUAUCGGAAGAUGUCCCACAUUAUGAUGAUUUUACCCAGGCUUGGGAUAGAUGUCAAGACUAUAUGAUGCUAAGAUUAUUGUUGGGGGAUUUUUAUUGGAUAGCUAAUGACUGGAGAUAUAAACAGUCCAAUCAAAUUGUGCAAGCUUUUUGUGAUUAUUUGGUGCAAAAAUCACUUGAAAAUACAUGCAACGACAAAUUUGUCUUUGUACAGGAACUUGCAAAACACACGACCAACAAAACGUUCAUUAGAGAUCAAGCAUUAAGCUUGAUUAUGGCUUCAAGAGACACAACUGCUGAGUUGAUGGCAUUCACCAUACUAGAAUUAUCCAGAAAUCCCACUAUCUGGGAAAGAUUAAGAGAGGAAAUAGAUGCCAAUUUUGGAUUGGAAUCACCCGACUUGCUUACAUUUGAUUCACUUCGCAAGUUCAAAUAUGUUCAAGCUAUCUUGAAUGAGACUCUUAGGAUGUACCCUGGAGUUCCAAGAAAUAUGAAAACUGCUAAAUGUACUACUACAUUACCAAAAGGAGGAGGGAAAGAUGGUCAAGAUCCAAUUCUAGUUAAAAAGGGUCAAUCUGUUGGGUUUAUUUCCAUAGCUACUCAUUUGGAUCCGGUUUAUUUUGGUAGUGAUGCCCAUGUGUUUAGACCAGACCGCUGGUUUGAUUCUAGUAUGAAAAAUUUGGGGUGUAAAUACUUGCCCUUUAACGUCGGUCCAAGAACGUGUUUGGGACAACAGUACACUUUGAUUGAGGCAAGCUACUUGUUAGUUCGUCUAGCGCAAACAUAUGAAACAGUUGAAUCACAUCCCGAUUCAGUUUAUCCACCAAGGAAGAAAGCGUUGAUCAAUAUGUGUGCUGCAGACGGUGUUGAUGUCAAGUUCCAUAGAUUAUAA
Molecule: messenger RNA, 1512 nt
Organism: Candida tropicalis MYA-3404
Lineage: Eukaryota; Fungi; Ascomycota; Pichiomycetes; Serinales; Debaryomycetaceae
Product: cytochrome P450
Exons: 1
Coding region: 1-1512 (503 amino acids)
Molecular function (GO): heme binding; oxidoreductase activity, acting on paired donors, with incorporation or reduction of molecular oxygen, reduced flavin or flavoprotein as one donor, and incorporation of one atom of oxygen; iron ion binding
Source: RefSeq, a predicted model, not a curated record